AUGGAUCUACCAAUAGAGAUUCUAUUUCAGAUAUUUGCGCACGUAUAUCCUCCUAACAUAAAGAAGGAACGGAGUGUGAUUCCUGUUCUGACGGCGAGGAGGAGACAUGACGCACGAAGAGAUGUUUUAUCGUGCUCACUGGUUUGCAAAUUCUGGAACGCCGUGGCCAACUAUAUCUUAUGGACCGAACCCGAAUUCUACUCGACUGAUUCUCUAAUUCGUUUUAUUUACGUACUGGGCAAUACAACAUCUCGCGGGAGUAUAGUUAAAUUACGCGACGGUUCGGACAAUGCAUGGCAAUCAAUACUCGACUAUAAUGAUAAAUCAAGUCCAGAUAAUCGAUUUUUAGUCCGUCGAUUAUCUUUUCGUCCCAAAGUAACAGAUACACAGCCUUAUUUUGACUGCCCGUUGACCAAAUAUAUCAACGACAAUCACGUUCACAUACUGGCUGAGCGUCUCCCAUAUCUAACCUCGAUUUCUCUCCGCGACUGCACUCAUGUGACUGAUAACUCGGUUAUUCACCUUGUGGCCGCAUGCAGCGAGCAUCUCCGUGACUUGGAUUUAACCAACUGUCUCCAUAUCACUGAUGCUACCGUGCAUGUUAUAGCGAGUGUUUGCGAGCGACUGGAGCAUUUAUCUUUACGUAGAUGUGGAAAGAUAACUGACAGUGGAGCAUGGAGGCUGAGAACAUUAUCGUUGAAAGCCAUAGAUUUGAGUUGGUGUAGGCGGGUGAGUGAUGCACCGAUUAGGCAUUUAGUAACUGGAAGGGGAACAUUGCAACGUGCAUUGAGACGGCAGGAGGAUGAGAAUGAAACGCGCAAUGUUGGAAACAUUCGGGAUGAAAAACGUUUGGAUGGUGGGAUAUCGGGUAAAGUAAAUAAUGCUAGACAUUUAGCGAAUGGGGGGAGAACGUUGUGGCAGCAAAAGGGAGAGGAAAAUGAAAAAUGUUUGGAUGAUGUGAUACUGAGUAAAGCGGGCGGAACGUAUAGUAGUGGGAUGGACGACAUAAGUGAGAAUAGACGAUGCGAGUUGGUGGAGUUAAGAGUUGCUGGAUGUCGUCGAGUGACUAGAGAAGGUCUUGUUCGGCUAGCAGAAGAGCUAUUUAUUCCCAGCCGUAAUCCAGAGAACAGAGUCAUACAGAUGGAGACUCUCGAAUUUUCUUGUCCAACAAGUAAAAUAUCAGGCUGUUUCAAGGACAUAACUCGUAUAUUUGAGAUACUCCCACAGACGUUAGUCCAUCUGCAUAUAUCUGAUGCGCGCUGCGUACCGAAUUAUGCAUUGCCUACUUUAGCAGGAUCAUGUCCACAGCUUAAAUCACUCAAAAUCACAGAUUGCCCGGCUUUAAAUGACGAAAUGUUGUCUUACCUUUUGGUAUCCAUGACUGAACUGGAGACAUUGAGUUUAAACAAAUGUCAGCAUCUCACAGACGAUGCGGUAAGUCAUAUUACCAAUUCGAAAUGCGCCUAUACUUUAGUCAAUCUGGACUUCUCCGAUUGCUAUAGUUUGACGAAUGUGGCUGUGGAUAGCAUGACGGCGGUAGCAAUAACAUCGUUGGCAAUGGCAUCGUCUUCGGCCGAACAACCGUUAAAAAAGUUUGCUCGUCUUUCUCGACUAUACUUCCAAAAUAACCAACGCAUUACCAUAGACAGCAUACUCCAUUUGGUUCGAGCGCUUCCCAAUCUAGAGGUUCUCGAUAUUUCCGGAUGCGGCGACGGGAUAACCACAUUCGCUGAAGCCAACGCUCAAGGCAACGUAAUUUUCAUGCCUGGUGAAUGGCCGCGAGAAAAUUUGAACGAGAUUGAUCGACUGGUGGAUGAGUAUCAUGAUAUUGAUUUAUAUCAACCUAGGCGUAGAACGUGGUUCUGUCGUGUGAGCGGAGAACGACUGGACAGAUUGAGAAAGAUGCCAAUUGGAGUGCCGAUUGAAAUGGACGGAGAGCAAAUAGAUGGAAUCGCAUAA
This is a messenger RNA of Paraglomus occultum, 1959 nucleotides long. NCBI's taxonomy places the organism in Eukaryota, Fungi, Glomeromycota, Glomeromycetes, Paraglomerales, Paraglomeraceae. The record is from the annotation of a GenBank genome assembly.